UCUACACUGACCAAUCAAGAGCCCAACUUGCUAGAUAUAUAGUGAAAGAGAUCUACAAUUGCAAAGCUCUCUUCUUUUCCCUUACAGGCUAGACUAACAUGCCUUCAUUGCAAAGGGAUUGAUCAGUACUCCCCUCUUGUUAUAGUAAAACAUAAGUUGAAGAGAAUGUUGCAAAACCCUAGCCCACAGGUCCCCCCCUUUCCACAUUAGGGCAGCCCUCCCUAUCCUGCUUCCACACCACCCAUCAGCCACAUGGUGAGACAUGCCAUGCUACCCAAAUCAUCACAUUGUACCUUCAUGUGUAUAUAUAUUUCUCUCCUCUUUACACCUAAUUACACUAGCUGGCUAGUCUCGACCAUAUUUCUAGCUACCUAUAGCUCCUCCAUAGCUGCUAGCUCUUCUCCAUCACAAAUUAAGAUGGUUGGCAAGGCACAGCACCAUCACCAUGGCUCCUCCUCACUUGGGGCGGAGGAGCUCAACCUGCUGCACAUGGCCGGGGGAUCCCCGGACGGUGGCGGCGGCCGCGGUGAGAGCCGGGGCGCGCUGGGCCAGUGGAAGUGCAGGCUGCUCGGCUCCCUGGGCGGCCUCCUCCCACGGCGCGCGCGCUGCGUGGUGUGCCUGCAGGUGCAGCACGUCACCGGCCUGCCCCCGGCCGCGGAGGGACGCGGCGUGGUGGUCGGGUGGCGGAGCAGGGGCGGCGCGGGGGAGCACACGGCGCCUGCGCGGGUGACGCGGGGCGCGGCCGCGUUCGAUGACGUGUUCCUGCACUACUUCAGCGCCGGCGGCGCCACGCUGCGGAGCUUCACCGUGUGGGCGGCGCUCCUGGACUCGCCGGCGAACGGAGAUCUCGGCGCGUUCCCCGUGGACCUCACCGAGAUCGCCGCCGCGGAGACCUCCAACCCCAAGUUCGGAGGCAAGGCGCUCAGCUUCCCGCUUGGCGGGGCGGCAGCCGGUGCGGUGCUCACCGUCAGCAUCUACUGCAGAGUGAUGGAGCCCGAUGAGAACCAUGGGGGGGCUAAUGCAGGUCAUGCACGGGAGAAGAAGAACAAGGGCAGGGGCUCGUACGCCUCCUGUCUGCCGGACCUGAGCUGCCUCCGCAACCGGCAGGUGGCGGCGGCGGCAUCCGGAUCGGCGCGCCGUGCGACGUCCAUCCGCUCCGACCGUGGCGGCGGCUUCAUCACGAUCGAGAACUCGGUGGCCGAGAUGGACGGCGGCGGCGCGGCCGCCUUCCGCGUGUCGUCGGAGGACGUGGACGAGGAAGGCGCCGGGUUCAUCACCAUGGAGAAGGGCACGGUGUCGUCGCGGUCGAGGCGGCCGCUGCCCGACACGGUGACGGUGUCGUCGCCCGCCGACGAGGAGGACGAGAAGCCGUGCCUGUUCAUGGAGCUGUCGGAGGAGGCCGUCGCGUCGGCGUUGGACGUGGACAAGGUGGAGGACGAGUUCCUGGCGAUGCUGGAGGACAGGUACUGGGCGAGGAGCAAGGAGAUCGAGAAGGGGCUGAGCGUGAGCCUGGACAUCGGGCUGGACCUGGGCCUGGACCUGGACUCGCUCAUCAAGGACGCCGAGAUGGAGCUCGCCAAGGCGGAGCAGGCGUGGAAGAGCAAGGUCGGCGCCGCCAUCGUGGAGGAGGAGGAGUACAAGGACCUCGUCAGGAGGUGGAGCGCCAGGGAGUCUGCUGCUGCUGGCUGCUCCUGGGGCUUUGGAUUCGGGAGCCCAAUCUGAUGCCUAUCUCACCCAAAUUCAUGCAUUACAUGAAUGGGAUAUAUGUUGAUCCAGAAAUUAAAUGUAUUGCUAUUUGCCUGCUAUAUAUAUAGCUGUAAUAUUAUUGGUAAAAGGACAAACAAAAGAGAAAUCAUAAAAUGGAUCAUUUGA
Messenger RNA from Panicum virgatum (switchgrass), 1872 nucleotides. RefSeq lists its product as uncharacterized. NCBI's taxonomy places the organism in Eukaryota, Viridiplantae, Streptophyta, Magnoliopsida, Poales, Poaceae. The transcript has 2 exons. The record is from RefSeq and is a predicted model, not a curated record. Bases 253 to 1722 code for a protein of 489 amino acids.